This is a messenger RNA of Petromyzon marinus (sea lamprey), 1065 nucleotides long. It is a transcript of the gene STMND1, whose product is annotated as stathmin domain containing 1. NCBI's taxonomy places the organism in Eukaryota, Metazoa, Chordata, Hyperoartia, Petromyzontiformes, Petromyzontidae. The record is from RefSeq and is a predicted model, not a curated record.
GGUGGGGUGGGGGACGUUGUUCGUCUUGGAGACGCGGGGGAACAAUGCGCGCCCUCGCUUCUCGAGGCCUCGCAAUUGGCGAAAGCGAUCAUCGGCGACGCUUGAAAAGUUUAUGAAAGGCGACGUCAUCUAUUGUGGCAACGGACGGCGGCAACGAGGAAGGGCGUCCGUGCGAUCCCGAGAAUGCAACCGAGCGACGGGAGGUGGUAGAGGGAACGAGGAUGCGAAUUGCUCUCCUUCUUGACGAGUUCAAACGCAGAGCGAACGCAGCGGGCGAAUCGCCCGGCUGGACGAGUGCAAGUCACGUACUUUGUCUGCCGGACUAGGACACCGCCGAUGCCUGCCUAGGUCCUUCGCUGGCUACAUUUCUCAGACAUGGGCUGCGGGUCAUCAAGGAAGGCAUUGGUGGGGCCCGGGGAUGAGCAAAACGUGGCAUGGAACGACAAGCGAAGGGUACGCGAUGUAUCCAGCCAAGAGCACCGCGAGCUGGCUGCACAUUCUGCGCUUCGUGGGACGUUCCGGAAAGUGCGCGAGUCCAAGGCGCAGGAUGAGGAUCGCGGAGCAUCGGCCACGUCCGCGCACUCGGCCGUGACGGUGGACAGCGGCCUGGGCUGCGAUGACAGAAGACCCCCCGGGGAAGCUUGCAGGCGUCCACUCGAUGGGCCGAUUCCCGGGACGAUGCCCCGUGCAGAUGCCAACGACAUCCUGGAGGAGCUGAGGGCCCAGGGUCUCAUCCAGAGCACCCCCCGCGUGGUGCGGGGAGGCCAGGCCUUUGACGUCAUGGUGCCGGACGCGCCUUCGGGCCGUCCUCCCGCCCGACUCGAGAGGCUCAUCCUGAGCGUGGGCAGCACGCGGGGCAACGCGGGCGACGGGAGAGGGGCAGCAGCGGCAGCGGCGGCGGCAACAGCGGAGGAGGCUGCGGCGGCGAGGCGCGCGGAGGCGCUGAGCGAGAGGCGGGAGCGACAGCUGCGGCGAGAGGAGCGCGCGGGCCGCGUGCGGAGAUCCAGGGCGGUGGCGAUCGAGAUCCAGCACGAGCAGCACGCGCAGGAGGAGCAGGAGGGAUGA